Messenger RNA from Orussus abietinus, 2450 nucleotides. RefSeq names its product atypical kinase COQ8B, mitochondrial (gene Coq8). Gene Ontology annotation, biological process: ubiquinone biosynthetic process. The record is from RefSeq and is a predicted model, not a curated record. Bases 1 to 1989 code for a protein of 662 amino acids. Gene Ontology annotation, cellular component: extrinsic component of mitochondrial inner membrane. Gene Ontology annotation, molecular function: kinase activity. The transcript has 11 exons. Lineage: Eukaryota; Metazoa; Arthropoda; Insecta; Hymenoptera; Orussidae.
AUGUCCCGGCCAUGGCUGUCGGACUUUCUUGGUGUUGUUCGCGGGGCACAAACUGUGGCCAGUGCUGUUGUAAAACAUCAGGAGGAAUGUAUAAGACGAACUGUCGAUCGGUCCAGUUUAAAAGUUUUGGCAGAAGAGAACUUGCAAAAAAUGGGAAAGAAGUGGAGCAACAUAGAUCCAAGUAAGGUUCCCGCCGAUUUAGUGUCAGAAUUUAAAGAAACUAUUGGACGUCUCUCGGUAGUCGAGAAAGGUAUUUCUCAAUAUGCAAAAGUUAGGAGCAAUGAAGUUCUAGGAGUCCCUGAAAAACGCAACUAUGAAAGAAAAGUCGACGGCACAGUGUUACGUACAGUUAAUCCUGCCAAGGACCCAGUUGAAGUAUCUGCAGAAGAUUUAGAAGAAAUAACACCAAGAAAGUUCUCAAGUGUAAAGGAAAAGAUUGAGGUGAUCACGAAGGAUGAAAAGAAGGUGCCGAAAAUACAACUCUCUAAAAAGGAAAAAGAGAUUCUUAGAAAAUUAGAACUUGAACAUGAACGCAAAAUGAAUGUAAAAAAGACGACAAAAAGUACAGAGAAAAAUGAAGAAAAGAAGGGAACAUCAAAGGUGGAAGAAAAUCCAAUUAGCAAACCAUCUUUUAAACCUAGACAAUCUCUGUCAUCAAGUGCUCGAGAGAGCAAGGUACCAUCGACAAGAAUUCAGAGAAUGGUGAGCUUCGGCACUCUUGGCGUAGGCCUUGGUCUUGGCACUCUGGCAGAGUAUACACGUAGAACUUUUGGCCUUCGUGACCUACGCCCUGGUGAAAGUUUAGAUAGUGUCUUUCUAUCGAAAGCAAAUGCUGAGAGAAUUGUAUCAACUAUGUGCAAAGUCAGAGGUGCUGCUUUAAAAAUUGGCCAAAUUUUGAGUAUCCAAGACAACUCCAUUAUAAGUCCGGAAUUACAAAAAGCCUUCGAACGAGUAAGACAGAGUGCCGACUUUAUGCCAACUUGGCAGGUUCAUAAAGUUUUGGCUAGCGAGCUAGGUCACGACUGGAGAAAGAAAGUAGCCAAUUUUGAAGAGAAGCCAUUUGCUGCUGCUUCAAUUGGACAAGUGCAUCAUGCAACGACACUUGAUGGCCGUAGCGUGGCAAUGAAAAUCCAAUAUCCAGGAGUAGCGCAAGGAAUCCAAAGUGACAUCGAGAACUUAGUUGGAGUGAUGAAGGUGUGGAACAUCUUCCCAAAGGGAAUGUUUAUUGAUAAUCUAGUGGAAGUAGCAAAGAAGGAACUUGCAUGGGAAGUAGAUUAUCGAAGAGAAGCGGAGUGUUCGAAGAAGUAUUCAGACCUUGUAGCACCAUAUCCGGAGUACUACGUACCAAAAGUUAUAGAUGAACUAUGUACAAAACAAGUUUUCACUACGGAACUGAUCGAUGGCAUUCCUGUUGACAAAUGUACAAAUAUGGAUAUGGAGACCCGGGAACACAUUGGUAAAUUGGUCAUGAAACUUUGCCUGAAGGAACUAUUUGUGUUUCAAUACAUGCAAACUGAUCCAAACUGGUCCAACUUUUUUUAUAACCCUGAGACUAGACAGUUGAUAUUGCUUGACUUUGGUGCUUGCCGAAGUUAUGAUAAGACAUUCAUGGAUAAGUACAUUGAAAUAAUCAAUGCAGCUAGUCAAGGUGAUCGUAAUAAGGUCCUUGUGUUAUCCAGAGAAAUGGGAUUUCUUACCGGCUAUGAAUCAAAGCUUAUGGAACAAACACAUGUCGAUGCUGUCAUGAUUUUGGGGCAAGUAUUCAGUGGAAAACAGAAUUUCUAUGACUUUGGAGCACAGAACGUAACUAAGAGAAUACAAACGCUGGUACCGACAAUAAUAUAUCAUAGACUUUGUCCGCCUCCGGAGGAAAUUUACAGUUUGAAUCGAAAACUUUCUGGAGUAUUUCUACUCUGCGCCAAGUUUAAAAUUAGGAUCAACUGUCGAGACAUGUUUCGAGAGAUAUAUAACAAUUAUCAAUUUGAUUAAUUGACUGCAUAAUGGUGAAAUGAUCUCCAUUAUUUUUAAUGUAAAAGCGUGUGAAUGAUAGUACAAUUGCUUGAACAAGAACCUGUGAGAUUGUUAAUAAUUCUCUUUUUAAUGCAGUGCUAACUCUUAAAUAUCAGUUUCUUUUUCAAGGCUUUGACAACAGAUAUAUCUUAUUUUUAACACUUUUAUUUCAGCUUUGAUAGAUUUUUCAUCAGUUCUGUUUCUUUACAAACGGUGGAAUUUUUUGGUUUCAUUUUCUUCUUUCCAUCACCCUUUCGUAUAAUGUCAUAAUGCAAUAAUUGAAUACAUUAAGUAGUGAUAAAAUGGAUUUUUUCUACCCCUUAAAUAUUAAGAUGUAUGAUGUUAGAAAACUCAUGGCUAUUCAUAUUUAGUGAAACCUUCAUUCUGAUGCUGUACACAACAUGCUGAUAGGUAAUACAACUGAUGUUUACAAUUUGGUA